Messenger RNA from Venustampulla echinocandica, 1164 nucleotides. RefSeq lists its product as uncharacterized. Bases 1 to 1164 code for a protein of 387 amino acids. Gene Ontology annotation, molecular function: GTP binding. The transcript is spliced from 2 exons. Lineage: Eukaryota; Fungi; Ascomycota; Leotiomycetes; Helotiales; Pleuroascaceae. The record is from RefSeq and is a predicted model, not a curated record.
AUGGUGCAGUAUACUCAUCAAACAUGGCCGGAUGGAUCGGGAGGCCAUAUUGUAAAUGUAGCGCCUCGCGAGCAUGGCAUCGGAGGUGCUCAAUCUACAUAUCCUCCUCAACUACCAGCACAUACCGCUCAAAGAGCUCGUUCAAUGCCUUCCACCCCGUCAGAGAUACUAGAGUCAUCUACAGCUGGAUCUAGUUGGGUCUCAGACGUUCCACGGAACUCGCCUCAAGAGGAGGGCUGGACUACGCGGCCAAAGAUCUCCAUUCUCGUCAUGGGUGGUACUGGGGUCGGAAAGUCUGCUUUAAUAGCUAAGUUGACGGGCUCUCCUGUAAAACUAGGACAUACUCUACAGUCAUGCACAACACAGUGCAAAGGCUGGAACUAUAUUCAUGAGAGCAACACCACGGUAACUUUAAUCGACACCCCCGGGUUUGAUGACACAGUCCGUCCAGACAUGGAAAUCCUCGCAUCCAUCGCCUCCUACAUCCGCGAUCCACGCCAUGCCCCGCCUGUCGGCGUUAUCUACAUGCACCGCAUCACCGACAAAAAGAUGACUGGGGCAUCCCGCAUGAAUCUAGAGAUGCUACGUGCCGUCUGCGGCGAGCAUUACUUCCAAAACGUGGUUCUAGUGACCAGUAUGUGGGACACCAUUCCCGCUGCCCGGCCUCUCUCGGAAUUUGAAGCUCGCGAGGCCGAGCUCAUGGCUUCAACGGAAUUCUUGGGAGAUUUAGUAGACAAAGGUGCAAAUCCUAGGCGGUAUUUAGGAGACGGUCCGUCGGCUACUCAGAUUGUGGAUGUUUUAUGUAAUAAACAUCAGGCACCGCCAUUGAAGAUUACUCUGGAGUUAUCACGCUCUAUGCAAAUUGAGGAUACGACCGCGGGCCGUAUCUUGACUGCGGAGCUGAGGAAGCGGGAGAAGAAGCGGCUACACGAGAUAGAAGAGGAGCGAGAGGAGGAGAGGAUGCUACGUGCUGAGCUUGCAGAGACGGAGGCAAAAGUGAGGGAUAAUGAGCGGAGACUACGCGCUGAGAUAGAAAGAGAGCGUCGCGCCAGAAAAAGACAAGAGGAUGCCGAGGAGCUGCAGGAGCACCGCGGCCGCAACUUUGCAAUUAAAGCUGCUAUGAUCGCCGCAGGGUGGACGGGGCACUUCGGGGACAGGCGUUAG